Acaulospora colombiana is the source of this 211-nucleotide messenger RNA. The record is from the annotation of a GenBank genome assembly. NCBI's taxonomy places the organism in Eukaryota, Fungi, Glomeromycota, Glomeromycetes, Diversisporales, Acaulosporaceae.
UGCCCGUGGCACCUUUGUGGUGGAGCGUGCAUUCGGAGCUGGUUUCACGAGAAACCUCUUCAAGAGCAGACAGUUCGAGGGAACUCCAAGUGCUAGAGUCUUUGAUCUCUAUGAGAAUAUGAAUGAGCUUACAGUAGUACUAGACGUAAGGGUGGAUAGAGCUUGUAUACGACUGAUUGUGAACGCAUGGAUGGAACUAUUUGAGUUCUAA